UGGAAAGUAUAACUACGUUGAAAAGACAGCUAUUUAAAGCGUUGCUCUUGAGCAUCGUUUUAUCGAUUUUACUAGCAAGAUCACUGAGCUGCUACUACAAGGUAACUACUACCAUUCAAGGUACACGAGCCAAAAUCAAGCAAGCGAACCAAACAAACUGUUGCUGAAGAAUACAAUCCAAGAUGGGAUAUAAAAUGGUAUCAAUGGUACUAUUUCUGUCCCUAGUAUAUUUGUGCUAUAACCAAGCCUUGGUUAGCGGAAAGGUCUACUUUCUGCGCUCAGCCUUCAGACAGAAAUAUCAACUGAGUGACUGCAAUCUGCUGAAAGUGGAUGUUAACAGCCAAGGAGUUCCAAGCGGAUUGUCGUUCACAGCGACGUGCUGUAGCACCCCGAAGCAAAAACAUUUCAAAGUCGUUUUUUCUACUUCAAGUCGAGGACUCACAGCCACAUUUCAAUGGCUACACAAUACCACCUAUUACUUAACAGCAAGAACCACAGGAAAUCCACUGGUUUUGGAGAGACCCCCAUCGAUAACAGACAGUCAGAAAUUCCUCGUCAAAUCAACGCGUACUCCAGGCUGUAUUGACUGCGUGUCCUUACAAUCCAAAGCAACGAACAAGUACUUGGCGACCAGUACUACAGGAGUGGUAACCACCACAACUAACAGGAACCUUAACAGCGUGUUAAUAAGAUUAGACGUUUGUGAUAAGUCUUACAUUGCAAUAUGCAAGUAUAUUAAUAUAAUGUGUUAAGGGACACAUUAACAAUUAAUCCGUGAAACACUAAUUACUAAAUAGU
This is a messenger RNA of Actinia tenebrosa (Australian red waratah sea anemone), 798 nucleotides long. RefSeq lists its product as uncharacterized. NCBI's taxonomy places the organism in Eukaryota, Metazoa, Cnidaria, Anthozoa, Actiniaria, Actiniidae. The record is from RefSeq and is a predicted model, not a curated record.